AUGACAUCCAAAGGCAGCAUCUCCUAUCUAGUGACACCCGAGAAAAGCCAUACAAAGACAUGGACACAUAUUCUGAUGGCCCAACAAGGCGUCAUUUUUCUACACUGUCUCAACAGCCAACUCCAGCAGCAGUUUGUCGAGGCAGAAAAUAACACCGUGCAACUGGCCAACAUCAAAGUAGAAGGCUUCAUCAACCCGCCUUCGCUGGAUACUGCAACCGGCAAUAUACCCAAAACAACUGAACUGCUCGAUACGCUGGUUCGACCCAAUGUGUACGAGAACGUCAAGGAGUAUCUAGAAGCCUCUGUUCGAAACCACCUGUGCAAAUCGGUCACUUUUGAUGCUUCCAGAUUUUCACAUCACCUGCCUAUAAUGCAUUCCACUGCCAAAGAGAAGGGAUUGUGUACAUCACGUUCUAUUGAGAAAGCAGCUCGAUGGCGUACUUGCUUCCGUGAUUGCGAGGGGACAGAUCGUUUUCCCAUACUCUAUGAAAACCAAAGACCGAUUCAAGAUUUAGCCAUCGAUGUGCUGAAUGGCAUUCCUGUCAGUUCCGGUUUUGGCGUUGCUGUUGGGCUGAUACGCGAUCUUCUCGAACAACUGCAAGAUGUCAUUCUCAAGGACAUUAUCUACGCCAAAGAGAUGAAAUCAACGCAGGAACUGAUUGCCAUGAUUGUCACCGAGUUGGUCAACGGCAUGGAGGGAUCUGGCCAGAAAUUGUUUAUCAAAGGGCUCAGAAAAGAAGAUGCAAGACUCGUGUCGAAAAAGCUGCUGGUAGCGCUCUACUUGGUCGGCAAAAGGUUCUCCAAAGACAGCGCUAAUCAUCAGCAGUUGUGCAGCUAUAUCCACACUGUCAUUGAAGAAAAGACACACUCUUACUUUCAAGUUAACGAUGUUUCUUUAAUGCAGGUCAAACCAGAUGAAACUGCAACAGCAACCGCCUUGGAUGCUGCAUGGAGUCAAGUAAAUCGCUACGAAAACAUGUCUCUCAGAGAGCGAGAAGAUGCUGCACACGGUUAUCUACCAGAGUUUAAAUCAGAGAAGCAGCAGCAACCAUCCAUAGCAACUACCAUUGCUGGUCCAAGACACAAUCCCAACUUCAAGUCUCGUCGAGGAGGAAACCACGCCAAUCCAAAUGCGAAUGGCAACAACAGCAAUACAGCGCCGCCCUCCUCCUCAUCUAGCGAUCCUCGAUCAUCUUCUUAUCAUUACAACAAUCAAAAGAGACCGACUUAUCCUGAUCCGUCCAACGCCAAGCCUUAUCUCACCUACAUUGCUCCCACACUAGAAGAAAAGGCGCAAGAAGAAGAGCAAGAAGAGAAGAGUCUGGGCAACCCAGGCAACCUGUUGUGGCUGUACUGGAUGAAUGACAAGAUCAAAAAGCGGGGCAACCAAGAUGAAGGCGAUUUGAGUCUAGGAACUGAACUGGUGUACAAAGACCAUCAAUGGAAACGUGUCAAAAAGGAGUUUUUGGGCCGUUUAGCACAACCGGGAGAGAAGGGCGAGACAAUCUAG
This is a messenger RNA of Mucor velutinosus, 1512 nucleotides long. RefSeq names its product CIA30 domain-containing protein. NCBI's taxonomy places the organism in Eukaryota, Fungi, Mucoromycota, Mucoromycetes, Mucorales, Mucoraceae. The record is from RefSeq and is a predicted model, not a curated record. The transcript has 4 exons. Bases 1 to 1512 code for a protein of 503 amino acids.